AUUCCGAGGAUUGUAUUUCCUUGCUAGUCACACCCCUAUCCGGAAGAGAAACAGCAACGAAUUCGUGAGAAACUUUCUCAGAUCGACAUCAAGAAGCUACCGCAGGAGAUCAUCACUUUUUCAUAUUCAUAUUCAGGGCACAACAUGUGGCCUAACCAAGGUCCCCCUGGCCAGAACCCGGCCUUCCCCCCAGCCUACAACCCUGGAUUCGCUUCUGGUCCAAACCCAGCACACCCUCAAGGCCAGAACCCCAUGUACGCACCUGGCACAAACCCUGCUUAUCCCCCUGGUAUGGCCCCUGGUAUGGCCCCUGGUAUGGCCCCCGGUAUGGCCCCUGGUAUGAAUCCAGCCAUGCCUCCAGGAUCCAUGCCUUAUGGACAAUACCCAGGAGGACAACAGCCUUAUCCAGCUGGACCAGGUGCACCUGGUUACCCAGGAGUUCACCCAGGGCCCUACCCUGGUGGGGUCCAUCCAGGUGGAGUCUACCCCGGGGGCAUGCAUCCCGGCAUGGCUGGGGGUGUGGCGGGAUUCGGGAUGGGAGUCACUGGACACAAGGCACACAAAAAAAUGAAGAAGGCGAAGGGGAAGAAGGCGCACAAAGCCGACAAACACCUGAAGCAUCAUGGAGGCCACAGGAAGCACUCUUCAGCAGCAGCAGCAGCAGCAGCAGCAGCGACGAGGAGUGACGUCACUAACAACAUCCAACACAGUGUCGGAAAAGACAUCCUUGAAUUAAAUGGGGGAAAAUGGCCUCUUCCUCUACCUAAAUUGUACUACUUUAAUUAUUAAGAAUGGGAAAAAAUUGAUUGUAAAAUGAUUUGAACAUUAAUUGUAUAACACUGUAACAAAAGUAUGUAUAAUGAACACAAUUAUGCCUUCCCAUAGUCUUAACAUUUUAGGGAUAUAGGCAUAUGAAUGUGUGCACAGUCAUGCGGAUAUGCACUAUAAUGUAUAAUAUUAUGACUUUACACUGAUGAUAAGUAAUAUUUCAAAUGGUUGAUUAUAUUUACAACUAUAAAUAAUAUAUAGGCUAUAGCUGAGCGAGUGAGCGAGAUGUGUGGAAUUUCCCCAGUAAAAAAAAAAACAAAUAAAUAUUUAUUUUAAUACUGGA
This is a messenger RNA of Oncorhynchus gorbuscha (pink salmon), 1111 nucleotides long. It is a transcript of the gene prr13, whose product is annotated as proline rich 13. The coding region runs from base 145 to 789 and encodes 214 amino acids. The transcript is spliced from 4 exons. Lineage: Eukaryota; Metazoa; Chordata; Actinopteri; Salmoniformes; Salmonidae. The record is from RefSeq and is a predicted model, not a curated record.